Drosophila nasuta is the source of this 1246-nucleotide messenger RNA. RefSeq names its product Calmodulin (gene Cam). Bases 408 to 857 code for a protein of 149 amino acids. The record is from RefSeq and is a predicted model, not a curated record. Gene Ontology annotation, cellular component: myosin II complex. The transcript is spliced from 5 exons. Gene Ontology annotation, molecular function: calcium ion binding. Lineage: Eukaryota; Metazoa; Arthropoda; Insecta; Diptera; Drosophilidae.
ACAGACGUCGUCGAAGCAGUUCAUUUGAGCAUCUACAGCAAGUUUGCAGAAAAAUAUUAACAUUUGACUUGCGCCGAGCAGGAAAGGAGCACCAAAAAGCACAGAAAGCAGCGCAGCAGCAGCAGCAGAAAAGUGCAAAAAUAUUGUAGUACGCUUACGGGUUUUAAACGGUACAGUUACAAUUGAGUUGUCAACCGUUACGGACGCAAGUUCUGAUUAGGAUCUGUGUUAAAAGUUUUGCUUAAAAUUCAAAUACAAGUUAAACGUAGAACGUAGAACGCGCGUCGUUAACGUUAAUUCCACUUUACACAUACCAAAAAAUAUUACCACAGCAGCAGCGGCCUCAGCAGCAGCAGCGGAUUAACAUUUCUUUCUAAACACAACAAAAAACAAACCCAACUACAAAAAUGGCCGAUCAGCUGACAGAGGAACAAAUUGCUGAGUUCAAAGAGGCGUUCUCGCUAUUCGACAAAGACGGUGAUGGCACCAUCACAACAAAGGAGUUGGGAACAGUCAUGCGAUCCCUGGGACAGAACCCCACAGAGGCUGAGCUCCAGGAUAUGAUAAACGAGGUCGAUGCCGACGGUAACGGUACAAUUGAUUUCCCAGAAUUCCUUACCAUGAUGGCACGCAAAAUGAAGGACACCGAUAGUGAAGAGGAAAUCCGAGAAGCCUUCAGAGUCUUCGAUAAGGACGGCAACGGCUUCAUUUCAGCGGCCGAAUUGCGUCACGUGAUGACAAAUUUGGGAGAGAAAUUAACAGACGAGGAGGUCGAUGAAAUGAUCCGCGAGGCUGAUAUCGAUGGUGAUGGUCAGGUCAAUUACGAAGAAUUCGUGACUAUGAUGACAUCGAAGUGAAGCGUUAAAUUAUUUCUUUUUAAGCCUUUCUAUUUUUUUAAGAUGUUGACGAAGACUGUAGCUGUGCGCAAUGACAUCGCGCCACGCUGUUGCUAUGGACCCCAGUAAAAGAUCUUAAAAAAAAACAACAAAGAGUUAAGCAAAAAACAUAAAAAUACAAAAACAAGAAGAAUAUAAAACAAAAGCAAAAACAACAUUUAAGAAACUUAAAAAAGAAAAACUUACACUUAAAAACAAAAGAAACAAAGUAAAAAAGAAAAAGCAAGAACAUUUAAACAAGCAAGAAAUGAGAAAAAAAAACCCCAGAAAAGAUAAAGAUUACAUGAAAAUUAUAAUAAAUAAAAACACACACACACUUAAUUUUAAUUGAAAAAAAAACAAAACAAAAA